AUGAAGCAAACCAAUCGCAAUUCGGCCAAUUCUGCUGCUUGUGACGUCAUGGCAUUGUGGGAACGAGCGGGCAUUCCAACUAAAUUGAAAAAAGAUGUUAUAAAGAAGAUAGAGAACAAGUUUAAUGAGUGGCAAAAGUUGAAAAAAAAUAAAGAAAAUAAAUUCAAACGCUCUGAAGGUCUACGAAAUAAAGAAAAGGAGUGGCAAAAUUGUUUGGAAGACCUGUUUGACAUAGCACACGCUGAUGCUCUAAACAGGAUUACCAUUGAGGAAGAUAGAUUAUUUUUAAUUGAGCAGAGAAAAAGAGGACGCCCUGUGAGGGCGGGACCUUCGACGGCAGAUUUAGAAGUCCCACCUAAACGCAAACGCGGCAGAAAGAACAUCUUUGAUGAACGCUUAUCCGCAAGCCUCGACUAUGCUAAAUUAAGUGACAGGAAAGCAGCUGUUGUUUUGACAUCAAUGCUCAAAAGUACAGGUACCAAUCCAUCAGAGUUCAAUAUAAAUUCAUCCUCAAUUCGUCGCCAGCGUAUCAAGCAAAGGCAAAGGGUAGCGGAAUCCUUAAAGAAAGAAUUUAAUCCAAAUACGCCUCUUGCUGUUCAUUGGGACGGCAAACGGAUCGAGGACAUAAUAGGACACAAAACAGUGGAUCGCCUUCCCAUUUUAGUAUCAGGACAGGGUGUAGAUCAACUUUUGGCAGUUCCAAAACUCAGUCAUGGAACUGGGGAGGCGUGUGCUUCAGCUGUUUAUGACACUAUUCUUUCUUGGAACUUGAGCGACAAAAUAAAAUGCUUUUGCUUCGACACCACUGCGGUCAACACUGACCCUGACGCUUUAAGAUGCGUAGAAAAUAUAGUAGGCAGCACAAUUUCAUUUGCUGAAAAACAGCUAAAUGAUUAUCAGCCACGUGACGAUUACAAGAAACUGUUGACACUUACAAUAAUAUUUUUGGGAGGUGUGCCAAAUAAAAGGAUAUCAUUCAGAGCUCCAGCAGGUCUUCAUCGCGCACGAUGGAUGGCAAAAUCAAUUUAUUGCCUUAAGAUUUUUAUGUUCAGAGACCAGUUUAAACUGACAAAAAACGAACUUAAAGCCAUUACUGAGAUUUGCGUUUUCGUCGUUACGAUUUAUGUAAGAUGCUGGUUCCAAGCUCCCGUGGCAACUUCAGCACCAAGGAAUGACUUGUGGCUGUUGAAAAAUCUUAAGAAAUUUGAAAAUAUAAACAAAGCCAUGUCCAAAAAAGCUUUAACGAAGUUCCUGGGGCAUUUGUGGUAUCUGUCCGAAGAACUUGUUGCGCUUGCUUUUUUUGAUGAAGAAGUUUCUCUUGAAAUCAAACAAAAAAUGGUGAUUGCACUGAAUGAGGAAGGUCCAGACUAUAGCCCAAAGCGAAUCACUUUGGAUCUAAGUCACAUCGAAGAAAAAAAUAUUGAGGAUUUCGUGACCAGCAACACCUUAAGAUUUUUCAGAAUCCUGGGAAUUCCGUCUGCGUUUUUGCAAAAAGAACCUCGUCUUUGGGAAGAAGAUGAAGACUACAAAGCUUCCAGAGAAAUUGUACGUUCUAUGAGAGUGGUGAACGACAUUGCGGAACGCGGCGUAGCAUUGAUUGAAGAAUUUUAUAAACUAAUUACCACAGACGAAGAACAAAAACAAUUCCUCCUUUUGGUUUUAGAUAUGAAUGCAAAGGAGGAGGCAAAACUCCUAAAGUGGUUUGAGGAAGCUAGUGACUGCAGUGGGGAAAGUAGUUCCAGUGCCGAUCCUUUUGAGGACAACGAUGGAGAAUUCGAUGUAACAGACCCUACAUUUGAACCACCGAACAGUUCUUCUAGCAGUGGCGGUUCGUCCGAUGAAAAUAUUACCAGAAAAUGA
This is a messenger RNA of Brassicogethes aeneus, 1860 nucleotides long. NCBI's taxonomy places the organism in Eukaryota, Metazoa, Arthropoda, Insecta, Coleoptera, Nitidulidae. The record is from the annotation of a GenBank genome assembly.